ACAAAAACAGUGCUAAUAUGGGAACCAACAUGAGCUAACUAUUAGGUUUGCUAGUUCGCUAGAUAACAAAUGUGUCUCAGACAUUUAGAAGUAGCAAGUUUUGUAUAUUAUAAAUAACGUUUUUGAAUAACAGGAUAUAAAGCAUGGAGGAUAAAGGUCAGUUACCAGAAGAAGAGGAUAACAGUUUUGAAUUAAUGGAGAAAGAAUUCCAAGAGAUCCUCAAUGAAUUGGUUGGAGAAAAGAGCCUGGGUAAAUUCCGGGUUGAAUAUGAGAAACUGAACAACGCCUUGAAGAAGUCCCAUGAGAGCGAGAAGAGGCUCAUGACCAAAUGCAGGGAGCUGAAUGCAGAGAUAGUUUCCAACUCAGUCAAAGUGGCUACUGCAAUGAAGUUGUCCCAGGAAGAUAAAACAACUAUAACUUCAAUGAAGAAGGAAAUUGAAAAAGCUUGGAAAAUGGUUGAUACAGCCCACGAUGAAGAGCUCAGAGCAAGAGAGACAAUUCAAACUUUGAAAAAUGAUAUUUCAAAUCUUACAAAACUUGUUGAACAAAGAGCUGGCUUGUCCAUGGGUCAAGAACACAAAGUAAGUGAUCUGAUGAAAAUCAAAGAGGAGCUAAACAAGGAAAGAGAUGAACUGCUUACAGAAGUUGUGACACUGCGAAAUAUUCUAACAAAGGCCACCGCAAGUCAACAAGAAAUGGAAGUUGAGAAACAAAAGGCAAUAGAAACCGUAUCUCAGCUCCAGCAAGACAUCCAGGUUUGUCAGAAUGAGUGCUCACGCGAGACACGGAGGAAGGAGAAGCUGGAGAAGGAAGUGAAGCAGCUGCAGAUGGAUCUGGAGGCAAAGCAGUCAGAUAUCAAUGUGCUGAAUAUGCAGAGCCAGCGCGGUAAAGAGGACCAGCAGAGGUUAGAGCAACAGCUACGGGAGCAAAAGAUCCUCAAUGAGCGCGCCACAAAGGAGCUGGAGCAACUGCAAGUGAGAAAUACCAAAUUGCAGCUUGAAAAUGAACAGAAUACCUUGAGUAUGGAGCAGCUCUCCCUUGACAAUCAACAAAAGGCUUCUGACCUGAAGAUGAAGGAGGAGGAGGUAAAUCACAUGCGUCUGGAGAUUGCCAAAGUAACAAAGAUGAGAGAGGCCAUACAGCGGAAGUUCAGACAGACAGAAGAUCAGAAGUUGGAAGUGGAACAGCAGAGGGACAUGCUGAAAAACCAGAUUGCUGGCUUAGAGAAAGAAAUGGAGUCUUCCAAAAAGCAGAUGGAGAUUGACAAGAAAGCCAUUGAUGAACUUGUGCGAGAAAGAGACAUCCUGAACAAGAACAUGAUCAAGGCAGCCAAUGCCACAGAGAAGCAGCUGAAUGUGGUAAAACUCCAUGAGCAGUCCAAGAAGAACCUGGACCAGGAGAUCAUGAACUACCGUGAAGAGGCCCAGAAGCAACGCAAGAUCAUUUACCAUCUAGAGAAGGAGCGUGAUCGCUACAUCAAUGAGGCCACAGAACUCACACACAAGGUGCUCCAAAACAUGGAGGACAUUAAAAUGCGAGAGAUGCAAAUAUUUGAGUACAAGAAGAAAAUUGCAGAGGCAGAGAGCAAGCUCAAACAGCAGCAAAAUCUUUACGAGGCUAUACGAUCUGAUCGGAACCUCUAUAGCAAAAACCUAAUCGAAGCCCAGGAUGAGAUCACAGCGAUGAAGAGGAAACUGAAGACAAUGAACCACCAGACUGACCAGCUAAAGGAAGAAAUCAGUAGCAAAGAAUCUGCCCAGGUCAAGGAGCAUCAGGAGUUCCAGUGUGUGGAGAAAGAGAAGGAGGCUCUGAAGGCUGACCUGCAAAAGAUGAAACAGCAGGCUCAGGAAACAAAGCAAUUCAUAGAAAGUCAGGAAACUAAGGAGAGAAAGUUGCUCAAGAUCAUAGCUGACGCGGAUGCUGAGCGACCUCGACAGAAGAAAGAACUAGAUCAGGUGAUAAGUGAACGAGAUAUCCUGGGCACUCAGCUGGUGCGACGAAACGACGAGCUGGCCCUCCUCUACGAGAAGAUCAAAAUCCAGCAGUCUAUCCUGAACAAGGGAGAGAUCCAGUACAAUCAGAGAGUGGAGGACAUCCGCCUCCUCAAGAUGGAGAUUAAGAAACUCAGACGGGAGAAGGGCAUCUUGGCCAAAACAGUGCCCAACGUGGAUGACAUAAGACAUGAAGUUUACCAUAUGCAGCGGGAGCUUCUCAAAGAGAGGAUGAGGUGCAGAGCCUUGGAGGAGGAGCUUGAGAAGCCUAUGAAUGUACAUCGAUGGAGAAGGCUAGAGGCCAGCGACCCCAGCACCUACAAGUUGAUACAGAAGAUUCACUCUUUACAGAGGGAUCUGAUAACCAAGAGCAAGGAAGUGGUAGAGAAAGAGCUUUUAUUACAGGAGAAGGAGAAGCUGUAUGUGGAGCUGAAGCACAUUUUGGCCCGGCAGCCUGGACCAGAGGCAGCCGAGCAGCUUCAAAAUUACCAACAGACACUCAGGCAGAAGACAAAACAGCUCAAGGCUUUGUCAGCAGAGCUGAAAAUGUAUGAGUCCCAAACACAGGAUUACAAGUAUGAGAUUGAGAGACAGGCCCACGCGCUGCAGAACAUCAAGAAGAAGUACCUUAAUCAGAAACGCAAAGAACAGCAGAGCAGGGAGGAGAGGAGCCUAGCCCAGUUGGAACAGUCAUUGAUCCUACCCAAGCGCAGUGAUGGCCCACGCUUCACCGGUGGAGGCUUCAGCCUUCAGAAGGCUCGCAAAAUGACAACAUAGAGAGCGAUGAGAAGCUUCUGUCUUACAUCCUGUCACACUAUCACUAUUAUCUGAUCAUCUCAUCAUAACACCAUUGUCUAUACUGUUUUUACAGGCUUUUCUAAACACAAAAUAAAUAUAUACAUAAUUGA
Messenger RNA from Esox lucius (northern pike), 2899 nucleotides. It is a transcript of the gene cfap58, whose product is annotated as cilia and flagella associated protein 58. Gene Ontology annotation, cellular component: cytoskeleton. Bases 144 to 2768 code for a protein of 874 amino acids. The record is from RefSeq and is a predicted model, not a curated record. Lineage: Eukaryota; Metazoa; Chordata; Actinopteri; Esociformes; Esocidae. The transcript has 18 exons.